Molecule: messenger RNA, 1580 nt
Organism: Galleria mellonella (greater wax moth)
Lineage: Eukaryota; Metazoa; Arthropoda; Insecta; Lepidoptera; Pyralidae
Exons: 6
Coding region: 101-883 (260 amino acids)
Source: RefSeq, a predicted model, not a curated record
AUAGUGCUUGUUAAACGUCGGUUACAUACAGACAUCAUAUUUGCUUUUAUAUAUAGAUAUUUUGUUCAAUGUUUUAUGUGUCGUAAAAGUUUUAAUAGUGAUGGCUGAUAGAGGAUUACUGACAUGCACUGUGUUACUUUGUUUUUUAUUUGUAAUAGCAAAUAGCACAACUGUUCACAUAACUGAAGAAUGGGUGCCUGAUGUAGGAUGGAAACUGACAUGCGCGUGGGAUUUCAGCAAAGGGGAUUCUCUGCAGUCGGUCAACCUAUUCAUGGAUAAUCAACAGUUCAUGAUAUAUAGACCUGUGACUCAUGGUGCGACUGCUUCACGAAUAUGGUCAUUGACAGAAAGCCUCAUCAGAAUCGACUGCGAGGAAGCCAGCAAAACAUGUGUACUUAAAUUAGUACCGACGGAGUUCACACAGAAGAAUUUCGAGUUCAAAUGCGAGGUCUCGGGAGAAGGCCCUAAGUUUAUGGUGGGCCACGACAAUUACACCCUGGUCACAACAAUACCAUCGAGUGAACCAGAAAUAAUAGCUACAAGAAACAAACAAACGAAUCAGGUGUCACUCAACUGCACUUCCUCUGGUCUACCAGCGCCAAAAUUUACGUGGAUCGCUGGUCCUGAUGAACGUGUGGUCCCUGAAAACUUCAGCUCGAGCGCUUGGAACACAUCAUCAAAAUUGUGGCAAUCCUGGUCUACGUUCGUCUUGCAAUCAGACGAAUCUCUACCAAUAAAAUGUCUGUCAGUCGUGCCAACAAACAACAAAACGCCCGCAAAACAAAUACAGUAUAAUGCUGCUAUUUCAUAUGCGACUGUAGGACUUUCGGGUGCAAUAAAACUUAUAUUGGCGGUUCUUCUAUCAACGAUACUAACAAGGUGAUCAAUUAGUUGGACAAUGGACACUUCUACUUAAUUAAAUGAAACAAAAUUUAAAGUUCGUAUGUUUUUAUUUCGAUAGAAACCAUAGUGAACGACUGUUUAUUUAAGCGACAGUUACACUACACUGAAUUAUGUCGAUAUUAAUUUUAUUUUUUAUAAUAGAAACAGUAUGUACCUGGAUCGAUUAUAUCGAUUUUGUUAUAAUUAUAUUAUUUAUAAGUGUUUUGGAAAACUAUUAAACUUUUUCAUUAUAAAUAUCAGUAAAUAAUUUAGCAAAUAUUUUGACAUCAUAUAAGUUGCAAAUUAGCAAUUUUAUAUACCAAAUUUCAUUGUCUAUUAUUUCAUUCAAUUCCAAUUAAGUAUGUAGUGUAUCAUACAAAUAUUUACGUUCAACCGCGUUCACGUCUACGUAGAUAUGUUUGUAUGGAAAUCUGAGUUUCCAAAACCAACCGCUAGAGGGGCAACUGACUUUUCAAUACAAACUAUCAAACACUAGAAACUUAUUAUUAAUUGCAGAGUAUGGCAGUUAAAGGCAUUUAAUUUUAAUAGAACGAAAAUACACAUAGUUCAUAAUUUAAUAAAAUACCAAUUUUUUUAUAUUCAGAACUAUUUUAGUACAAUUCAAAAUUCAUGUAAUGUGUAACUGUAGCUUACAUUUGGUAAAUAUAAGUAUUAACUAUUACUUUGUUUUAUUUGAU